CGAAGGAGGCUGUUUGUUCCAAAUGUUGGUGGGACGGGAUCCGAGGCGCACUGCACCGCCGGGCACCCGGGCGCCUCUCCUCUCGCUCCCGGAGGCUGUGUGAGUGCUUGCUCCCCGUCUCCCACCGCGCGUCGAAGGGGCCACGCUGGGCGGCGCCAAGGGCGCAUGGGGUGCGCCUGGAUGGCCCCGGAUUCGCCCCCAUAAUGUUCGCAUGGGAUCCCCGCAGCAGCCAUUCUGAAGCCUCGGACCCCGCACUUUUCCCUCGUGGAUUACCGCUCUUGGGAAGCCGCCGGAGCCCCCUCGCUUCUCGUCGGCACCGUCCUCGUUCGACCCCGCACCAUGGCUUCGGAUCAGCCGGUCCCCGGGACCGGGGGCUUCUUUGGAGAGCUCCCGUCGUCUUACGCAGCUGCCGCCAACUCCGAUCUCCUUCGGAGACCCAGCUACUGCCACGCAGCCUUUGCCCUCAAGCAGAUCUCCAAGGGUAAGGCUGUUGGCCAGAAAGCCCCACUGUGGCUGCGGGCCCAGUUCCAGUCCCUGUUGUUUACACUGGGCUGCUGGAUCCAGCGUCAUUGUGGCAAAGUGCUUUUUGUGGGGCUGCUGGUCUUCGGGGCACUGGCUGUAGGGCUGCGAGUAGCCUCCAUCGAGACCGAUAUUGAGCAGCUCUGGGUAGAAGAGGGCAGUCGUGUCAGCCAAGAGCUCCGAUACACAAGGGAAAAGCUAGGCGAAGAGUCUCUCUACACAUCCCAGAUGCUAAUACAAACUCCCAAACAGGAAGGAGAAAACAUCCUAACUCCAGAUGCCUUGGAAAUGCAUCUUGAAGCUGCUCUGGCUGCUAGCAAAGUGCAAGUCUUGCUAUAUGGAAAAUCAUGGGAUCUCAACAAAAUAUGCUACAAAUCAGGUGUCCCAAUAAUUGAGAAUGGAAUGAUUGCACGGAUGAUUGAGAAGCUCUUCCCCUGUGUUAUUGUGACUCCAUUGGAUUGUUUCUGGGAUGGUGCCAAGCUACAAGGAGGGUCUGCUUAUUUGCCGGGUCGGCGGGACAUCCAGUGGACCAACUUAGAUCCUAUUCAGCUGAUGGAGGAAUUGGGUCAAUUUGCCUCACUGGAAGGAUUCAAGGAGAUGCUGGAUAAGGCAGAGGUUGGCCAGGCCUAUAUGGAGCGGCCUUGUCUUGACCCUUUUGACCCUGAGUGUCCUCCUAGUGCCCCCAACAGACAAAGCCAGAAGGAACCACACAUCCCUUCUGAACUCACAGGUGGCUGCCAUGGCUUCUCCCAAAAAUACAUGCACUGGCAAGAGGAGCUCAUCCUGGGGGGCACAGUAAAGGAUUCUCAGGGCAAACUGCAAAAAGCUGAAGCCCUGCAGAGCAUGUUCCUGCUGAUGAGUCCACGACAACUUUAUGAGCACUACCGGGAUGACUACGAGAUACAUGAUAUCAGCUGGAGUGAGGAGAAGGCUGCUGCUGUGCUGGAGGCCUGGCAGCGGGAAUUUGUUGAGCUGGCCCAGGAAUCUCUGCCUGAAAAUUCUUCCCAGACUAUUCAUGCCUUUUCUACCACCACACUCAGUGAUAUCAUGAAGUCCUUUUCAGAUGUGAGUGCCAUCCGUGUGGCUGGCGGCUAUCUGCUAAUGCUGGCGUAUGCCUGCGUCACCCUGCUGCGCUGGGACUGCUCCAAAUCGCAGGGUGCUGUGGGCCUGGCUGGGGUUCUCCUAGUUGCCCUUUCAGUAGCAGCAGGACUUGGACUUUGCUCCUUGCUUGGAAUUUCAUUCAAUGCAGCCACCACUCAGGUGCUGCCCUUCCUGGCACUUGGCAUUGGCGUAGAUGACAUGUUCUUGCUGGCACAUGCCUUCACAGAGACUAGUCAGCAUGUCCCUGUCAAGGAGCGGACUGGUGAAUGCCUACGGCGUAGUGGCACCAGUGUGGCACUCACCUCUGUCAAUAAUAUGAUUGCCUUCUUCAUGGCUGCCCUUGUGCCCAUCCCAGCCCUGCGUGCCUUCUCUCUACAGGCUGCAGUAGUGGUUGUUUUUAACUUUGCCAUGGUGCUGUUCAUUUUUCCUGCCAUUCUGAGUCUGGACCUUCACAGGCGUGAAAACAAAAGGCUUGAUAUUCUCUGCUGCUUCUACAGCCUCUGUUCUGCCCGUGUCAUCCAGAUCCAACCACAAGAAUAUGCUGAUGUGAAUGACAACCACACUGCUCCAACUUAUCCCCAUGGUGUUCCAGCCCUGACAACCAGCACACAUAUCACUACCACUGUGCAGGCCUUUACUCAAUGUGACUCCUCUGGGCGGCAUGUAGUCACUAUCUUACCACCCACACAGCAUGUAUUUACCACUCCCUCUACUCUUCUCCCUGCCAAUCCUCUGGGCUCACAAAUCUUCACUCCUGCCAGUUCCACUCGCAAUCUUCUGGCACAGCUAGAUGAGAGCAAAGGAGCCCAGGAGUGUGUGCCCUUGCCUUUUUGUCGAUGGAAUCUUUCCAGCUUUGCUCGUGACAGAUAUGCACCCAUCCUGCUGCAGAGCCAAACUAAGGGAAUUGUGGUAGCUCUAUUUCUAGCCCUGCUGGGCCUCAGCCUCUACGGUACAACCAAGGUGCACGAUGGGCUCUAUCUGACUGAUAUUGUCCCCCGAGGUACAAAGGAGCAUGCCUUCAUUUCAGCUCAAUUCAAGUAUUUCUCCUUUUAUAACAUGUUUGUGGUAACGAACGGAGGCUUUGACUACCCAAGUUCACAGGAAGCUCUUUACAGCCUGCACCAGGCCUUUGCUGCCAUCCAGUAUGUAGUACGUGAUGAGAAUCGCCAGUUGCCAAAGAUGUGGCUGCACUACUUCCAGGAUUGGCUGCGAGGCCUACAGGUGGCCUUUGACCAAGACUGGGAAGCUGGGCACAUCACCAGGGAAAAUUAUCGUAAUGGUUCAGAAGAUGGUGCUCUCGCCUAUAAGCUCCUCAUCCAGACAGGCAACAAGAAAGAGCCGUUCAACUUAAAUCAACUGACAACUCGCCGUCUGGUCGAUGAAAAUGGGAUCAUUCCCCCUGAUACCUUUUACAUCUGCUUGACAGUGUGGGUGAGCAAUGACCCCCUUGGCUUUGCUGCUUCCCAGGCCAACUUCUAUCCACCACCCCCGGAGUGGAUCCAUGACAAGUAUGAUGCCACCGGUGAAAAUCUUCGAAUCCCAGCUGCACAGCCCCUGGAGUUUGCUCAGUUCCCCUUCUACCUCAAUGGACUGCAGCAGACAUCGGACUUUGUGGCAGCUAUCGAGAGUGUGCGUGCCAUCUGCGAUGAGGUGGCCCAGACACAUGGAGUAUUCAGCUACCCCAGCGGAUACCCGUUCCUCUUCUGGGAGCAGUACAUUGGCCUGCGCCACUGGCUUCUGCAGGCCAUCAGCAUUGUGCUGGCCUGCACGUUUCUGGUGUGCACUCUGCUGCUACUCAACCCUUGGACUGCCAGUAUCAUUGUAUUUGUUUUGGCAAUGAUGACAGUUGAGCUUUUUGGCAUCAUGGGCCUGAUGGGCAUCAAACUGAGUGCAAUCCCUGUGGUCAUCCUAAUUGCUUCUGUAGGCAUUGGUGUGGAAUUUACUGUACAUGUAGCCCUGGGGUUUCUCACAGCCAUUGGCAGCCGGAACCUGCGCUCCACUGUGGCUUUAGAGCACAUGUUUGCUCCUGUAAUGGAUGGUGCCAUUUCCACUCUGCUUGGUGUUCUUAUGUUGGCAGGCUCAGAAUUUGACUUCAUUCUGAGGUAUUUCUUUGCUGUGCUUACUAUCCUGACUAUUCUGGGGCUACUUAAUGGCCUGGUGCUGUUGCCUGUGCUACUGUCUAUUAUUGGACCACCUGCAGAGGUCACACCAGCAGAUAAUGGCAGCCGCUUGCCAACACCAUCUCCUGUCCCACCGCCUCUCAACCAUCACAACUUCUACAUUCACCAACAUGGAAAUGCCUUUGGUGACUCCUCAGACUCAGAAUACUACUCAGAGACAGUUAGUGCAUCAGAGACUGGUGAAGAUGACCGCGGCACAUAUAUCAUCUCCCCAGCACAAUCACAGAUCUUGGUCAAGGCCAGCAAAAGUCCUAAUUUUCCCCAGAUCACUGUGGUAAAAAGCUACAAGACAAGCCUAGAAUCACCUUUAUCAUUGUGCAGCCCGGAAUGGACCCAACCCACAACACCUGGUGGCCGUUUACCAACAGCUGUCACAGAAAUCAAAGGUUGUUUGCAGCAGCAAGGACAGCCCAAUCACAGACUAGGGUCUCAGUUGGCUCAGUCUACUCCCAAUCCUCCUCGGACUGACUCCAUUACCCACAGCACCAAAAUACCACCUUUAGGACCUGGUGGCACUUUCACCACAGUUACAGCCACUGCCUCGGUGAUGUUGGCCUUGUGCCCAUCUUUGCCUGGAUCUUGCCGGGGCUAUACGCAUGAGGGAUUUGAAUCUGAUGAUAGCUCUGAGAAACCUGGCCCAAAUCCAUCUGACAGUUUGGAACUACAGGACCUAACACAGAAUCAUUAGCCAUCCGCUUUGCCAAGACAAGUCACUGGCUCUAGAACUCCUGCCUCAGGGCUGGUGGGCAUCCCAAGUGGGCAUGGGGGCCAGAUACAUCCCACAUCACAGAUUGUGAAGUUGGCUGUAUUUAUGGAAGCUCUCGCACUGUGUCUAACCAACUGCAGGCAUAAUCAGUGCUGCUGAGAACAAAGAGGCCAGAUUAUUUUCAGUAUCCAUACUGUAAAAAGGUUGAUAGGAGAAUCUCUCAGCAUUUCCAGAUGUGUCUGGAACCAAAAAGUGUUCUGGUUUCUUGGGUGUCAGGGCAUAGAUUCUGUACCCUUGGUUUGGACCAGUGACCCAUUUAACAUCAGACCUACUUGAAUCUGAAAAAUGAAAGUGCCCAUUCUCCAUAUGCUGUGUGAACCAUCUCAUGGCCUUCUUUGGGCUAUUUGCCCAAACAGCCACCUCCCAUGGAGAAAACAGGACUGGACUAUGCGUGGGGAACUCUCCCACAUUGUGCUGCUAUUCUUUUAUUUUUAUUAAUAUUAUUAUAAUUAUUAUUAUUUUAAGCUGUAUAAAAAGAGUCACAAACCCUCCCCCCUAUAAUUAUAAUAAUUAUUUUUAUUAUUUUCACGGCUCCCUCAAUGACCAUGUGGCAAUUUCCCUUUAAGGGGAAACACCAGGGUGAAGUUGUAAUGGGGAGAGCACCCCUGUUGUAAUGUGGAGUGGAGGGAGUAUGCAAUGGUGGGGCACAAUGUGUCUUAAGGUUCUAUGCAAACUGUGUGGGAGAGGCUGCAUUCUGUUCUUGCUCUCCCCAGUAGUACUGCCUGUCCUGGCAUCUGCAAUGUGGCUGUCCUGGAUCCUGUUCCUCCCCCUUCCCCUAUCCCAGACUUUAUAAACUUUCUCUUACUUUGCUUGCCUCUUGUAUCAACUGAAAACGUUCAUCACACCAAUGUCCCCUAAGCAAUCUCUGAUUAGUGUUUAAAUGUUCUGCUUCAUGACUAACAGAAGACAGGGAUUAUUCAAGACCAAGAAUUUGUCACUUCCUCCACCCGGAAAAAUCACAGUUGGGUCUUCAAAAAUCAGUGAAAGAUAGAUUUAUCCCUAUUCCUGGUACUUGACAGAAUGCCUGCAUACUUCUAUUGAUUACAAAAACUGUGUUGCACAUAAGGAUUAAAGGUAUCUAGGAAAAAACAACAGUCAAAGAAGAAAGCAUGGUAAAUUCAGUUGUGUACUGUCCUCAUAGAGGGAGUAUAUGUAAUAAGGUUGGCCACUCCAUGUUAUUAUUGGGGUGAUGGCACACAUACCAGUUGAGAUCUUUUUACAGAUUUUUUUUCUCUGCUGAGAUGACUGGCUUCCUGAUCUUUAUGGCUGUGGUAGAAAUACUCAAGCCAUACUUGAUAGCCAAUGGGUUUUCUUUUCCUUUCUACCAGAGGAUAUUUCUAUGUAAAAGAAACUUUAUGUGUGAAACUGCCCUUUGAUUUUACUUUGAGAGAUUUUGAGGUGACAGAAACCUCUCCCAUUCAGCAAGAUAUUGAUGCAGUUGUCAGAGCAAAAAUGUUUAAUCUCCUGCCUAAAAAUUGAAUAUGAUGGUUGCUGUUUCUAUUCUUAAAUUCUCUUUCUGGUUCAGCUUCUUUGGUAGAAAAUGUAAAAAUGAAUUAUCAUUUGGCAACAGGAUUCCGUUAUGUAAGUUUGGUUUCUGCAUAACCAAGUCAAUAUUGCUUUAUAAAACAGUUUGGUUUUUCCAUUCUAUUUCAGAAUGUCAUCCUGCAUUCUGCAUGAAAUUUAAAGAGCUGGUUUCUGGCCAGGUCUAGUCUGGGCAUCACAAGAGAAUGUCUGACACCAUAUAUGUUAAAACACAAUUUUCCUGGAUUUAAAAUGAUUUAUUUAUUCCUUUAUUUCUGUCCUUUUCCAAAGGAGAAAAGAAUGGCAGCUGGAGCAAUAUUUUCUUUUGGUUAGGUCUAUUUACAUGAGGUUACCAACAUCCCUAUGUUAAACUACUCUCUAUUUAAGUUAACAUCAAAUCAAAUGAUAUAUUUUCUUAAUAUGCUACUCUUUCAUCUGCUGGAUUUUCAAUCUGCCAAACAUGGCAAUUUUCCACAAAGAAUAAGAAAGCAAGGCAUACAGAUUUAGAUGAUUUCAUUAGUCACCUGCAUCAAUGCAAUAACUGUAGGCCAGGGAGCAGGCAACGCAAUGCCCUCUGGAUAUUUUGCAGUUCAACUUCCAUCAGUCCUAGCAUAGCCACUGGCAAGAAAUUGUGGGAGUUGUAGUCCAAAACAUCAAGUAGGCAUUAGGUUGUCUACCCAUGCCAGUUGCAGGAAAUGUAGAGUUGAGAACAGAGACUGCAACUAGCAAAGCUUUUAAGUGAAGGAUUUUUGACACCAUGAGAUGGAAACAAUCUAACCUUUUAUACACAUGCACGCAAACACAUGCAGCCUUCUUAUAAAAAAAGAUGAAAUGACUCGAAACAAAAUUAUGUAUCUGUUAAGGCAGGUAAAUUGUUUUAGCUGGUCCUGAUUAUAGAUUUGGGAACUUCAGAAGUCAGGAAGCCCCUCCCCAUAAUUUUUAGGCAUGACGCUGCCCAACAUUUAGACACUAAUAGUUUGCUACUUUAACCAUGGUAUUACUGUGUUCAGUAAGUUAACCUUUUAAAGCAUUGUCAGUGUGACUGUCUGCUAGCUGUUUUUAGUAGCACGGGUGUCACUCUGAGGGCUUCACUUGUGUGACAUGCUCAGAAAAAAAAUGGUAUCAUCCCCUUGAGCACAGCGGCUGUUAUCACAAUCAACCAGUAUUCUUGCAAGAGAAAGAGCAGAGUUGAUGCUUCUUGGAAUCAAUUUCCCAUUGACAUUCUUCUUUCUAAACCCCAGGCACUUUAACCCCCUCCCUUCACCCAAGAACUGCUGUAAUUUUAUUCCCCAGCCAAAGUUGGAUUUACUUCUUGUUGCCAGGGGAACGUUCUGCUGAGGUUUUCACAUUUGGUGUAAGGUGAAAGCUUCAGUAGAUUUAUGCCUCGUUAAAAUGAAUGCAUUCAGUUUAUUUUGAACUAUCACAGAUUCCUAAAGUCCGGAGAAAUUUCCCAGAACAAAUUUGCCAUAUGGCCAUUGGCCUGGCCAACAUUUGGACUGAGGUUUUCCCACCAUUAAAUUCCUUCCAUCCAUCCACUAACUAAAAAUAACUCACUGCUUCUAGAAAACCCAUCUUCCCCCUCACCAAGUCUGGGACCAGUGAAACAUGGUGGAAAGUGGACACAUUGUAAGUGUAUUUGUGUGUGUGCGUGUGCAUGUGAGUAUGUAGUGGGUGUGCUAGAGAUCUGUUAACCUGAUAAAGUUGUCAUGCCAUAUAAAUUAUUUAUAUGAAAAAGAAAGAUUUAUUUUUGUAGUUUGUACAGACUUCUAGCCUUGCAAUGGAAUUUUUAUUUUUAAAAGUAAAUAUAUAUUAUAUAUAAACCUAUCUUCUAGUGA
This is a messenger RNA of Candoia aspera, 7922 nucleotides long. It is a transcript of the gene PTCH2, whose product is annotated as patched 2. NCBI's taxonomy places the organism in Eukaryota, Metazoa, Chordata, Lepidosauria, Squamata, Candoiidae. The record is from RefSeq and is a predicted model, not a curated record. The transcript has 23 exons. Gene Ontology annotation, cellular component: plasma membrane. Gene Ontology annotation, biological process: negative regulation of smoothened signaling pathway. Gene Ontology annotation, molecular function: smoothened binding; hedgehog family protein binding; hedgehog receptor activity. Bases 340 to 4488 code for a protein of 1382 amino acids.